Propithecus coquereli (Coquerel's sifaka) is the source of this 315-nucleotide messenger RNA. RefSeq names its product TRPC5 opposite strand (gene TRPC5OS). The transcript has a single exon. NCBI's taxonomy places the organism in Eukaryota, Metazoa, Chordata, Mammalia, Primates, Indriidae. The record is from RefSeq and is a predicted model, not a curated record. The coding region runs from base 1 to 315 and encodes 104 amino acids.
AUGGAGCCUGUAUCAGUCCCUGUACUAGUUGGUGGGAUUACUGAUUGUGUAGCCCAGUUAGUAAAAAUAGCUGAAGAGCUUUUACAAUUUAUGGCACAAGAUCAAGUUCCUUGUACAGAACAGAUUGGAGCAGAUGCAUCUCCUCCUGAGGAAGCUCCACUACCAGACCUUGCUAAUCUCUCAGACUUAGAAUCAAUACUUAUGCCAAUGGAUGAUGAAGACCUAAUGUUUGAUAUAGAUGAAGUUAUGUUAGACAUAGGUGAUAUACGUGAAGAUGUACUCGCUGGCAUAAUUGAUGACUUAAGAAGUGACUAA